Camelina sativa (false flax) is the source of this 658-nucleotide messenger RNA. Lineage: Eukaryota; Viridiplantae; Streptophyta; Magnoliopsida; Brassicales; Brassicaceae. The record is from RefSeq and is a predicted model, not a curated record.
UGACGUGAUUAUAUACUAUUUAUUUACACAUAUAAUUACUGUGACAAUCGCAGUCGAAGUUUGAGAUACCGAACUCGAAUCCCAAAGUAUAAUCUCUUCCCUCUCUGAACAAAAGAAUGAGUACAGGCAGCUUCAAGCAGGAUCAUGAUUUCGAAAAGAGGAAAGCUGAAGCUUUAAGAAUCAGAGACAAGUAUCCUGACCGUGUCCCGGUGAUUGUGGAGAAGGCAGAGAAAAGUGACAUAGCUAACAUCGACAAGAAGAAAUACCUUGUCCCAGCGGAUCUAACGGUUGGCCAGUUUGUGUAUGUGAUUCGUAAAAGAAUCCAGCUUAGUUCAGAGAAAGCUAUCUUCAUCUUUGUUGAUAAUGUUCUUCCUCCCACCGGAGCAAUGAUGUCAACCAUCUACGAAGACAAGAAAGAAGAAGACGGUUUCUUGUAUGUUACUUACAGUGGGGAAAACACGUUUGGAUCGUCAUGAAUUUGAUUAGAAACAAAACCAAAAACUCAGUGCUUUAAUUAUUAUGAUUACUAUCGUCCGAAUUUAACGUGAUGUGUUCUUGCUUAUUUUAAGUUUUUUAAUGGAAUGUAAAUUAUAAAUUUAUCUUCUUUCUUGGUCGUGAAACUGUUUGAGCUGCGGAUAUGAUGAACAAUCUAAACUGA